AAAACAACAUAUUAUUUCAAUGAUAACUUUGCCUAGAAUCAUAUUAGGGUUCACACUUUGCGCUCAUAAAGCUGAUAGAGCUUCAUGUUCCAACUUGCUCGAAUUACAAAUGGACUGCCGACUUGUUUUGUUCUAUUUUUUCACAAGUGCUUGCAAUUCUCGCUGAACGGUGACGACAAGUAGGAGUGUGCCCUGCUAAUCGGAUAGAUAAGAGUGUUUUGUUCUGUCCUCUAACUGAAAGUGAACCACAAAGCCGUUUUGACGUCAUGUUGCUCUUAUGAAAUUGCAGGCACCAGCUGAGUCACGCAAGGAAUGUCGCUUCCCGCACGCUUCUUCUGCUCUUUUGUUGUGGCCAACGCAACGCAUGCUCAGUUGGUUUUUAGACGGCCGGCGAAAUACAUGCGUUUCGUGAUGUGUCCAGAUAGUGUCGGGCCACUUGACAGGUCCUCUAGAUGCCAUCAGUUGGAUGGUUGGAAAACAAUUAAGCUGAUAUUUAUGCUGCGGAAAAUGCACACACAGUUUUCAUUAAUUGUUCCAGAAAAAUGGACUUCACUAGCGACUACGCGCAUCGGCGUAUGGUGAAAUUCCUUACGAUCACGCUGAUUGUUUUUAUGACCGCGUUUGGACUCCUGGCCAAUCGAUAUCGCUCGGGCCGUCGUGAGAGAUUCCGCUUCUCAAAGGCCUAUCUGGCCUUCGCUUCGCUAUGGACAACUGCAUUCAGCUUGGUCUACGGACGGCAGAUCUACAAGGACUACCAGCAGGGCCAGAUCAACCUGAAGGACGCCACCACUUUGUACAGCUAUAUGAACAUCAUAGUGGCCGUUAUUAACUAUGUGACACAGAUGCUAAUCAGUGACCAUGUGGCCAAAAUGAUGAGCAGAGUGCCCUUCUUUGAGACUCUAAAAACAUUACGUCUGGACAGCAGGUCGCUAUACAAAUCCAUAGCUUUGGCCCUGGUCAAGACCGUUGUUUUUCCGCUCACAAUUGAAGUGGCUCUUAUACUGCAACAGAGGCGGCAACAUCCCGAGAUCAGCUUGAUCUGGACCUUGUACCGGCUAUUUCCAUUGGUUAUUUCCAAUCUUCUGAAUAACUGCUACUUUGGGGCAAUGGUGGUGGUGAAGGAGAUGCUGUAUGCACUGAACAGACGGCUGGAUGCACAGCUGCAGGAGGUGAAUCUGCUGCAGAGGAAGGACCAGCUAAAGUUGUACACCAAAUACUAUCGCAUGCAGCGAUUUUGCACCUUGGCGGAUGAACUGGACCAGCUGGCGUAUCGCUAUAGGUUGAUAUAUGUGCAUUCCGGAAAGUAUCUGACUCCAAUGUCCUUGUCCAUGAUUCUGUCGCUCGUCUGCAACCUGCUCGGCAUAACGGUGGGCUUCUACAGUCUGUACUACGCCAUAGCGGACACCUUCAUCAUGGGCAAGCCGUACGAUGGACUUGGAUCGCUGAUCAACCUGGUUUUCCUGUUCAUCUCGCUGGCGGAGAUCACAUUGCUCUCGCAUUUGUGCAACCACCUGUUGGUGGCCACCCGAAGAUCGGCAGUUAUCCUCCAGGAGAUGAACCUGCAGUAUGCGGAUUGUCGCUAUCGUCAGGCAGUCCAUAACUUCACCAUGCUGGUCACGGUGACCAAGUACCAGAUUAAGCCCUUGGGCUUAAUCGAGCUGGACAUGCGACUGAUCAGCAAUGUCUUUUCGGCGGUGGCCAGUUUCCUGCUGAUCCUCGUGCAGGCCGAUCUGUACCAGCGCUUCAAGAUGUACUAAC
Molecule: messenger RNA, 1758 nt
Organism: Drosophila teissieri
Lineage: Eukaryota; Metazoa; Arthropoda; Insecta; Diptera; Drosophilidae
Gene: Gr94a
Product: putative gustatory receptor 94a
Exons: 1
Coding region: 543-1757 (404 amino acids)
Biological process (GO): sensory perception of taste
Cellular component (GO): membrane
Source: RefSeq, a predicted model, not a curated record